AUGACUGGCUUCGACCAGCAGGCGCCCAAGCUCGACAUCACCGACCCCAAGGUCUGCAAGUCGUACCUCGUCGGCAACUGCCCGCACGACCUCUUCACCAACACCAAGCAAGACUUCGGGCCCUGCCCCAAGGUCCACAACGAAGCCCUCAAGACCGAGUACCACGACGCCUCGGAGCAGCAGAAGCGCACCUGGAACUUUGACUACGAGUACUUCCUGGACAUGCAAAAGUACGUCCGGCAGUGCGACGGCCGCAUCAAGGAGGCCCAGGGCCGCCUCGAGAAGACGACCGAGGAGAUCCGCCUCUCCAACCAAUACCUCAACACCAUCAAGGAGCUCAACAGGUCCAUCGAGGCCGGCAUGCUCGAGGUCCAGAUCAUGGGCGAGGAGGGCAUGGUCAACCUGGCCGUCAACGAGUUCUACAAGCUGCGCGUCAAGAAGGCCGAGAAGGAAGAGACGGAGAAGAUGCUGCGCAACCUGACCGAGACGGGCGGUCCGUCGGGCCACCAGAAGCUCCAGGUCUGCGACGUGUGCGGCGCCUACCUCAGCAGGCUCGACAACGACCGCCGGCUCGCGGACCACUUCUACGGCAAGAUGCACCUCGGAUACGCCCAGAUGCGCAAGUCGUACGACGCCCUCGCCAAGGUGGUCAAGGGCCGUGCUCCUCCUGCGCGGGACUCGUACCCGCCUGGCGAAGACAGGAACGGCUAUGGUGGAGGAGGCAACUGGGGAGGAGGCUUCGGUGCCGGUGGCGGCGGGUACGGCGGCGGCCGGGGCGGGCGCCGCGGAGGGCGUGGCAGACGAGGCGGCGGAUGGUAG
This is a messenger RNA of Paraphaeosphaeria sporulosa, 819 nucleotides long. RefSeq names its product LUC7-domain-containing protein. Gene Ontology annotation, molecular function: mRNA binding. Gene Ontology annotation, cellular component: U1 snRNP; U2-type prespliceosome. The record is from RefSeq and is a predicted model, not a curated record. Bases 1 to 819 code for a protein of 272 amino acids. The transcript has 2 exons. Gene Ontology annotation, biological process: mRNA splice site recognition. Lineage: Eukaryota; Fungi; Ascomycota; Dothideomycetes; Pleosporales; Didymosphaeriaceae.